Molecule: messenger RNA, 324 nt
Organism: Desarmillaria tabescens
Lineage: Eukaryota; Fungi; Basidiomycota; Agaricomycetes; Agaricales; Physalacriaceae
Exons: 4
Coding region: 1-324 (107 amino acids)
Source: RefSeq, a predicted model, not a curated record
AUGGAUCCUCUGACUUCUUGUCUUUUCCUUCCCUCCCUCAUCUUUGACAUGCCGGCUCAGACUUCUGUCCUCCUUCUGUACUGCCAAGGCUAUACUUAUGCCAUCAAGACCACAAACGUGGGAAAUAGCGGUGUGCACCAUGUGCUAAGGUAUUGGGACGGCCUGCGAAAGGGAUCUGAUGGAACAAGCAUGUGCAAUAUCUUUCACUUCCGAAUACGGUUCCAGAAGGUGUAUCGCUGCGUUCGGUUCUGUGUUGAGCACAUGAGAUCCAUUCAAUAUCCUGGGUCUGCUGGUAGGACGUUCGGGCUGGAUAGCGAAGCUUGA